AUGGACAAGGUCAAGGAUCUCUUGUACGCAGAACCGACACCCUCGGCACCACCCAAGCACAGCAACACCAACACUGUAGCCCAGCCUCAUCGCUGUGCAAAGCAUGUCGAGGAUCUUAUGGUCGCCAUUAUGAACUUUGAGGUUGAGGAUCAGAUGUCUCUCGUCUGGAAGUGUAUGCGAAGCGAGAAGGGAGAUGAGCCUGCUAGACACUUAGCUGCCCAAGUCAAGCCCGACCACAACGUCUAG
This is a messenger RNA of Linnemannia hyalina, 246 nucleotides long. NCBI's taxonomy places the organism in Eukaryota, Fungi, Mortierellomycota, Mortierellomycetes, Mortierellales, Mortierellaceae. The record is from the annotation of a GenBank genome assembly.